AUCUCCUUUAGCCCAGGUUCACACUGAUGCGGUGCAGAAUUUGCAGCGGUUUCUGUGUGAAUUCCGCACCGCAUCAGAAUCGCACCCCAUUCAUGUGAACCGCUGCGGGUGUGUAUGUUAAUCCGCAAAAUGUGGUGCGAUGUGCAGAAUCGGAUUGCAUAGGUGUGAAUACCCAUGCGAUCCAAUUCUAGUGCAGACCCAAAAAAGGGGUCCUGCACCUUUUUGGUGCAGGUGCGGUGCGAUUAGAGCCAUACAAAAUGUACGGCUCCGAUUGCACUGCACACAAAUCGCAUGUGAUUUGCAGUUAAUGCGGUGCGUUUCCUUUGCGAAUCACAUGCGAUAUACCGCACCGCAUAUAUGUGAAACUGGGCUUACA
Molecule: messenger RNA, 376 nt
Organism: Staurois parvus
Lineage: Eukaryota; Metazoa; Chordata; Amphibia; Anura; Ranidae
Source: the annotation of a GenBank genome assembly